CGGUAAACUAUCUGACCUCCGCCAUUUUGUUCACCCGGCGAGUGUGUUGGAAAAUCUCGUAUUGUAAAUUAUUGAAACAUGGCAGCCCGACGUGUGGGCCAGAAAUUCGUUGACUUCGCUGCAUUUGCGGAGAGAGUGCCACCCAACCAACGAGCACAAUUUCUCGCACUGAAGAGCAAGUCAGAAGCCAUUAAAGCAAAAUUUACUGCGCUUCCUGAAAAACCCAAAGCUAUUGACUGGGCUUAUUACAGAAAAAGGGUGCCAGUUGCUGGCCUUGUCGAUAAAUUUGAAAAACAAUACAGCGCAGUGAAUGUUCCAUAUCCGAAGGAUACAGCUACUGCAGCAGUAGAAGAACAAGAGAAACAGAUGGACAAACUUGCAGCGGAUUUCAAAGUAGAAUCAGAGAAACGUAUUGCUGAAUAUGAGAAAGAGCUGGCUCAGUGGACUACUAUGAUACCAUUUGAAGACAUGACUAAAGAAGAGUUUGCUGAGACCUUCCCAGAAACUCUUGAACAGAGAAAGAAAUAUCCUCACUGGCCACAUUACCCAUACUGGGAAUAAUACCCGAUUGAUGUUUUAAAAAUGGUGUUUGAAUUCUCAAGUUUGUCUCUAAUAAUUGAACCUUAGGCCAUUUGAGAGGUUUGUGGUGUUGUACAUGUAAUAUGUUUUAAUGGCAUAAUAAAUGCAUUUGUUGAAAUCCUUAA
Messenger RNA from Saccoglossus kowalevskii, 704 nucleotides. Its product is annotated as ATP synthase peripheral stalk subunit d, mitochondrial-like. The record is from RefSeq and is a predicted model, not a curated record. Gene Ontology annotation, biological process: proton motive force-driven ATP synthesis. Gene Ontology annotation, molecular function: proton transmembrane transporter activity. Lineage: Eukaryota; Metazoa; Hemichordata; Enteropneusta; Harrimaniidae.